Molecule: messenger RNA, 3905 nt
Organism: Fukomys damarensis (Damara mole-rat)
Lineage: Eukaryota; Metazoa; Chordata; Mammalia; Rodentia; Bathyergidae
Product: protocadherin beta-4-like
Exons: 2
Coding region: 438-2126 (562 amino acids)
Biological process (GO): homophilic cell-cell adhesion
Cellular component (GO): plasma membrane
Molecular function (GO): calcium ion binding
Source: RefSeq, a predicted model, not a curated record
GUUCUUCGAAGCUUCAUUGAUAGGCUGUAGGACACUCAGAUAAUAGUUGGGGAUAUUCUGCACUCUGUGCUCUGUAUUCUAGUUGAUGCACUGUAACUCACUAACUUUGUUAAACUAUUUAAAGAAUAAUGUUCCUAACAUUUAGAAACUUAGAAAAUUUUCUCUGAUUGAAAAUACUAUACUAAUUGCUCAAGCAAGACGCAGGGUGGCGCUGCAGGCUAAGAUUGUGAAUAAACCCUUUUGUUUCAAGAAGGAAUCACAGACAAAAACCUUUGCAAGCACUGCAGAGGUAUCAUCCGGUUUGGAUCACAAAAUACUAAACGGUUUUGGAUUAAAAGCAACUUUGUGACAAUAUCUCCAAACAAGAAAACGGAAAUCAUUACCUCCAGUCUUUUGGUGAGCGCUGAAGCACUGUAUACAGGAACCCGGUCUCAAACAUGGAGGAGCUACAGAGAAUUCAAUCAAUCAGGCAAGUGAUGACCUUAAUUUUCAUAGUAUUCUUGUCUCAGGUUCACCUACAGCAUAUUCAUUACUCUGUUCAAGAGGAAACAGAGAGUGGCUCCUUUAUAGCUCAUCUGACCAAAGACCUGGGGCUGGAAAGAGGGGAACUGGCUGACCGGUCAGCGAGGGUAGUUUCUGACCAUUACAAGCAGCAUUUGUUGCUGGAUCCUCAGACCGGAGAUUUGCUGCUAAGGGAGACGCUAGACCGAGAAGAGUUAUGUGGACCUGUCGAACCCUGUGUGCUGCAUUUCCAAGUGUUCCUCGAAAUGCCAGUGCAAUUUUUUCAAGGGGAAUUAUGGAUCCAGGACAUUAAUGACCAUUCUCCGAUAUUCCCUGAUACGGAAGUGCUCUUGAAAAUACCUGAAAACAGCCAGCCAGGGACUGUAUUUCCCCUGAAAUUAGCUGAGGAUUUGGAUGUGGGCAGCAAUGGGCUUCAAAACUACACAAUCAGCCCUAAUUCUCAUUUUCACGUUCUCACUCGAAAUCAUAGUGAGGGCAAGAAAUUCCCAGACUUGGUGCAGGACAAGCCGCUGGAUCGGGAGGAACAGGCUGAGUACAGUUUAACCCUCACGGCUCUGGACGGUGGGUCCCCACCGCGGUCUGGCACCGUCAUGGUUCAAAUCCUCAUCAUGGAUGUCAAUGACAAUACCCCCGAGUUUGUGCACACCCCAUAUGAGGUGCAGGUCCUGGAGAACUGCCCCUUAGAUUCCCCUAUCCUCAGCGUCUCAGCUAGAGACAUGGAUGCUGGGAAUUUCGGGAGUGUUGCCUAUGGCUUGUUCCAACCAUCAGAUGAAAUUAAACGAACUUUCUCAAUAAAUGAAUUCACCGGAGAAAUCCGACUGAAAAAGAAACUGGAUUUUGAAAAAAUUAAGUCUUACCACGUGGAAAUUGAAGCCACGGAUGGAGGAGGCCUUUCUGGGAAAGGCACAAUAGUCAUGGAGGUGGUGGAUGUGAAUGACAACGCCCCUGAACUCACAGUAACUUCACUCACGAGCCCCAUCCCAGAAAACGCUCCUGAGACAAUUGUGUCUAUCUUCAGAGUGGGAGACAGAGAUUCUGGAGACAAUGCAAAGAUGAUCUGCUCUAUUCCAGACAAUCUUCCAUUCAUUCUAAAGCAGACUUUCAAGAACUUUUACACCCUGUUAACUGAAAGUCCGCUGGACCGAGAGAGCAGAUCUGAGUACAACAUCACCAUCACGGUCACCGACUUGGGCACACCCAGGCUGAGAACCCAGCACAACCUAACCGUGCAGGUCUCCGACGUCAACGACAACGCCCCGACCUUCACCCAGGCCUCCUACACCCUGCUGGUCCCCGAGAACAACAGCCCCGCCCUGCACAUCGGCACCGUCAGCGCCACGGACAGAGACUCGGGCGCCAACGCCCAGCUCACCUACUCGCUGCUGCCGCCCCGAGACCCGCAGCCCGUUCCGGGCCGCCUGGUGGACGUCGGCGGCGCUGGGACGCUGUCCCACAGCUACCGGUAUGAGGUCUGUCUCACUGGCGACUCUGGGACUGGUGAGUUCAAAUUCCUGAAGCCUCUCUUCCCCAAUCUUGUGGUUCAGGAUACUGGGAGAGUGGCUAAGGAAAACUCCGAUUGCAGGAAUAGUUUUGUAUUCAGUUAAGUGUAGCAUUUGUUCAAUGAAUCUCAUUAAGUUUGCAAAGUUCAGUUGCAUUUUGCCUCUCUUAAGAAAUUGUUAUGUAACUAUUCAAACUAGUGUUCUAAAGCUAUUCGUGUCCCUCAGAGCACUGAUCUUAUUCCCUCCAUUUUACUUCUGUAUUUAGUAUUUUUAGAGGUGCUGAAUGAUUUAAUUUUUUCUUGAUAUUUUACAUUCUCACCAUGAAUAAUCUUUCCAUAGCUAUGUAUUACUCAAGUACUAUAAAAACGUAUAGCUGAGCGCUUGAGGAUCAAGUAUUCUGCCUGUGUAUAUAGUAAAUCCCAGGCCAGCCAAUAAUACAUAGUAAGACUGUCACUACUUUUAUUUUAAUCAACAUAGUUAAUGUUUUAUAUUGAAAUAUUUUUAAUUUUUGUGAAAUCUUGAAUUUUUGUUUUUAUACUACUUGUCUUUUCCAUAUAACUUCAUAUUUUCAAGGCUAGAUUGUUUGAAGUUCUUCAUUUUAUUUUAUUGAUACUGAGGAUUGAAUCCAGGGCCUCUUACAUAUAUUCUACCCCUGAGCUUCACUGCAGUUGAAAUCUUUUAUAGGCACUAUGGCCUUUCUGGUUGAUUAUACUAUCAUAUUAAGCCUUCUGAAUUGCCAGAAGCAUGAAACUUAGUAUAUUCCUUUCUCUUGCAUUGUAAGUAAAAAUGUACUUAAUUAGAACAUUAGCACAUUAAAACUGUGAUCUAUUUCUGUUGUGUGUACCAUGUAUGUUAGAUAUUAUGUUAUUUGGUUUCUACAUAUCUAGCACAUUGUGUUCCAUAAAAUCUAGCAUUAUUUUUAAAAAAUAAUUCUCAUUUACAAAUGAUAAAGAGAUGUUUAUAUGACCUUCCACUUCUUUCACUCGAAGUGGUAAGGGGCUGAGGGUACAGCUUGGUGGUAGAACAUACAUGCAUGUGAGUCUGAGUUCAGUUUAACACCAGAACCAAAGAAAUCAAAUCCCUAUUACAUUACUGCUUCCUGUACCCCUUUAGAAAAAAAUGACCUCAUAACCUGAAAUAAAUCCUAAAUUACACUGAAGAAUUAAAAACUGUUGGAAUAUCAUGUAUUUUUUUCAUCCUUCCUUUUGCCUUGUAAGUAAAAGUCUAACUCUGUAGUGUUUUGGGUUUUGGAUUUUUGGUUUGGUUUGGUUUUGUGGUGCUGGGAUAUGGGCUGAGUCCAGAGCCUCAUGCAUUACUAUCAUGCUACAUCCUCAACCCUAAAUGUUUAUUGUAUAAAUUUCCUUUGAAGCUUCUCCCGCCUUUCAAGAGUCCAAAAAUUUCUUCUAAACAUUGACUAACCUGUUUCAUUAUAAAUUAUUGCCAGAUUUUUCACUUUAUAUUAUUUUGUACAUAUGACCAAUCAACAAAAUGUUUGUUAUUUAAUCCUCUCAUUUUGCUCUUUAGUGUAACCUUCAAUUAUUUUGAGUUAACUUAAUUUUUCAAUCAAGCUGAAGUUGCAUUUGUAUAAAAUAUGUAUUGUUUUGUCCCUUAGUAGAUUUGAACAGUAAUGAAAUUACCUGAAUUAUAAUUGUUUUAUGUCAUACUCAAUAAGCUACAUAUGAUGAUUAUGUCAUUACUAACUAGUUAAAUGUAUAUGGAGAUAAACACAGAGCAACUUCAUUGAGCUUUUGACAGAAUAGGAGCAGUUGAAGAGCUUGCUUUGUAAUCUAACAUGCUUACUCUUAAAUAUGAAGCAUUAUUCUACUUCAGAUUAAGUAUUUGACUUCUGCCUUGAAUUAUUUUUCAUAAGAAUAUAAUGAAAUA